AUGGGCGACGGGUCUGAUUAUCCCAGUCCAAGAAGCGAAGGUCCCAGCGGACCUACCUCCAUUCUCGUUGCCGCCCAAGAAUCCAUCUCUCCUACCCCCAAGAUGACCGAUCAAAUGUCCCCCAGUUUCAUGGAAGGGACGCGUCCGCGACUGUCGGUGAGACGUGCGCGGGAUCCGCCCAAAAACUCAACCGGCCAAAUCUUUUGCGACCACCCCGAAUGCCAGCAGUCGCCCCCGACGUUCCGUCGCCCGUGCGAGUGGAACAAACACAUGGACAAGCAUGAUCGCCCCUACAAAUGCCUCGAACCCGGCUGCGACAAGAUUCAAGGCUUUACCUACUCGGGCGGACUGCUCAGGCACCAGCGCGAAGUGCACAAGAAGAACGUCAACGCGAAGAAGCCGCUGAUGUGUCCGUAUACGGACUGCAAUCGCAGCACCGGGAAUGGCUUUACGCGCCAAGAGAACUUGAAGGAGCACCUUCGGCGCCGCCACAUGCACACUGAGAAUGGGCACGCGUCCGACCUACCCAUGGUGCCCAGUCCUGAACUGGACGGCGCCGUGUCCCUCCCCACCUCGGCGAUCAAGCGGAAGCGCGAGUCUCUGGACGGCGACGCCUCUGUCGAGCUUCCCGACGAAGAGGGACCCGACGUUGACAUGCACAACGAGCUCAAGCGUCUGCGACGCGAGGUCGAGGAGAAAGAUCGCCGGUUGGAAGAACUGGAGCGCAUUGUUUCCGGGCUUCAGCAAGCCAUGCCCCAGCCGACGAUGUCGCAGGGACAGAUGAACGCAACGUGA
Messenger RNA from Aspergillus campestris IBT 28561, 795 nucleotides. RefSeq names its product putative C2H2 transcription factor. The coding region runs from base 1 to 795 and encodes 264 amino acids. Gene Ontology annotation, biological process: regulation of transcription by RNA polymerase II. The transcript has 2 exons. NCBI's taxonomy places the organism in Eukaryota, Fungi, Ascomycota, Eurotiomycetes, Eurotiales, Aspergillaceae. The record is from RefSeq and is a predicted model, not a curated record. Gene Ontology annotation, cellular component: nucleus.